CACACACACACACACCUCAGUAUCGAAAUUCAUUGAAAUGAGCAUUUAUAGUAAUCUGUUGAAUUGAUAACUGGCUGCAACGUCAGUUGAGCGAAUCAGCGAUCAAAGACACAAUCGAAGACGAAAAAGAAGAGACAGCAGAAAACAUCGAUUAGGAUUGCAAUCCUUGAUCCGUACCAAGAAUUACGUAUUGAACUCAUAAAAACCGAACGAACGAGGUGGAGGUGAUUACACACAGCCGACCUAUUAACACCUGUACAGCAAUGACAUCAUCUUUUCGCCGGUUUUGUUAUUGGCACAAAGAUCCGCAAUAAAUAUAUCAGUCUGAUGCUCUGAUGAGUAGCGAGGCUCCGAUUCACAUUGUCACAAAUAGCUGAAUUUUUGUUUAUAUGACAUGACCAUCGAAAACAAUCGAAUAUAUCAGAAUGAUGGCAAUGACUGUUCACUUUAUUUAUGGAUAUGUCGAAUUUAUUCCGAAUGUUCCCAGAAACAUCCCAAUAAAACACCUUGAACUCGCAUUCAUCGGCCCUUCAAAAUAUAGAAAGAAGCGAUAGUGACAGUAUAAAUAUUCAACAGUUUGAUAGAAUAGUACAUGAAAAUCAUUUAAAAUCUCAUCAAGAUGUCCAACACUCAGCCAGUCCGAAUCAGAAUCAAAUGCAUGAGCGGCAUCGAAACGCGAUCAGUUCCUUUUAAUUGCACACCAGACCACCGAUUGAUUGAUGUGAUAAAAUCAUUUUUGAUGGGCAUCGAUUUCAGCGUGAUGUGGUUUGAAUUCUAUGAUUCGCGUGGUGAAUGGCUGUUCGAUACAAAACAAACGGUUGCUGAUUACUUGAAGGCCAACGCACAAAUUAUUCUUUACAAGAAAAAGGUUGCAUUGAAGUUUCGAGUGCUACAAGAUCCAACAUUCACCGAUUGGUGCUUAAAUCAUGGCCGGAAAAUUGACAAUGGUCCAAUUCCUGAAAUUGGUCGCAACUGUGGAUUCGACAGCGAAAUGACGCUACAAGCGCUUUGUGAACAGUUCGGCGAUAAAAACGGAUUUUCACACCAUCGAUUGAAAUUUUUCAAUUCGGACGGCCAAGACAUUUUCGAAUCAUUGCCCCGGGAUGUAAAUUUGGGAAAAUUCUUCGAAAUUAACGGACCGAUGAUAUUCUACACCUAUCAAACAGAAGCUCACAUUGAUUACUUCUAUCUUAACGCUUCUCACGAUCCACACUCUGUCCCGAAGCGAUUCGAAUAUGUAGAAGGCAUGACUGUAGAUGACCUAUCACGCACAUACAACUAUCGGCACAGUUCGUUGUUGGCAAUUGAAAAUGGUGACAUCGUGGGGUUCGCAGAUGCAAGUGAUCCAGUACAGGAGAUCCUCGAUGACCACACGACAUAUAGACUGGGUGAUUUCCAUGACAGCCACGACAAAAGUGAGGACCACUUCGAUGUUUCAGUGCAAUUCGAGAACGGCGGUGAUAAAUUCAUGAAUCCGGUAUUAGUGUGCGCGAUGCAUAAUGAGACCAUCAAAAGCUUCUCUGAAAGAUUGUUGGCAAAAAUUGUGGAGCCCGAUUGCAUUGCCGUUUGCCUAAAAUCACUCAGAAUCAACAUUGGCGGUACUACUUUCAAGUGCAACUCAACUGUGAAACUCAACAAACCACCUGCAUCGGAUACAUCGGACAUUAUUGUUUUUUGUAUGGUUGAUGCCGCACAUUUGCCACCGGAACUAAAGUACUGUGACUAUAAAUAUGAGUUUUAUUUUUACGAUAAGAAAAAACCAUGGCACAGAGUCAAAUUUUGUUACACAAAGGUUACUGCCUGCAAUCCAGAAAAACUCUUGUCGGUGAUCGAUCAAUUCAUUGAAUGGAAGAAAUUCACACUGGAAAAAUGUGAGUUCUUCGAUUCCCGAGGUAUUCAAAUCGAAUCAAAAAGCAUGCAGUCUACUGUUGCACAGUAUGCUCGGAAAAACGAUCUGGUGAUUUUUUAUGUCAAAACGAGCAGCGAUUAAAAUGACAUUACCAUGGAAUCUUAUAAUAAGAUAAGCAGGGUAUGACUCCUUGAUGCCAUCCGUUUAACUUAUGUCACAUAACAAGACGGAAUCAUUUGAAUAAAAACAAAUACAAUGCUGUUGUAACAACAGCUAAAUAUAUCUUUCAUACUUUUAAAAUUCUGUAUAAUUUUCAUAUUGUUCAAUGAUACAAUUAGCUUUUUCCACGUAGUGUUCUCUAGUUGUUUCUUUUCAUCAAUCAACUAAAUUGCUAUUGAGAUCGAAUUGGCGACUCUCAUCGUCAAAUCCAUGAGUAAUUUUAAGACCAAUUAUAGAGCCAAUUCCUUCAAAGUUUAGAUAAUAAGGUCCUAUCAUUUUGAGAAAAAAAGAUUGAUGUAGAUAUGCCAAAAUGAAACAUAAAGGCAUUGCAAAGAACUAACUGUUGGCUAUAAAUAUAAGCUCUUGUAGAAUACCUGCUGGAAAUUCUGUAAAUAAAAUGUAAUAAGUGAAAAGUUCUUGUUUAAA
Messenger RNA from Sitodiplosis mosellana (orange wheat blossom midge), 2494 nucleotides. RefSeq lists its product as uncharacterized. Lineage: Eukaryota; Metazoa; Arthropoda; Insecta; Diptera; Cecidomyiidae. Bases 620 to 1990 code for a protein of 456 amino acids. The transcript has 6 exons. The record is from RefSeq and is a predicted model, not a curated record.